AUGACCGCCUUCAACAUCCAGGUGGUCUCCGACACCGUCUGCCCGUGGUGCUUCGUCGGCCAUCGCCAGCUGCAACAGGCCAUCAAGCUCUGGCACGCCAGACACCCAGAGUCCAGCGACACCUUCAACAUCGAGUUCCUCCCCUACCAGCUGCAGCCCGAGUUCCCUAGGGGCCCCGGCAAGAGCGUCGACAAGGAAGCCUUCCUCCGCGCCAAGUUUGGCGACGCCCACCGGCUCCGGGCCUCCGAGCGACUCACCGCGAUCGGCGCGCCGCUCGGCAUCGCCUUCCGCUUCGGCGGCCGCGUCGGCAACACGCGCGACUCGCACCGGCUCAUCGAGCUGGCCAAGGCGCACGGCGCCGACGUCGCGAACAAGACCGUCGAGGGCAUCAUGUCCGCCUACUUCGAGCAGGAGCGGGACAUCACGACGCGCGAGGUCCUGGGCGAGGUGGCCGCGGCGGCGGGCAUCCCCGCGGCGGACUUUCGAAGGGCCAUCGUGGAGGGCGACGAGUACGGGGCGCGGGUGGACGAGGCUUCGGCGGCGGCGAGGGAGGGCGGCGUCGAUGGCGUGCCGGCGUUUACGAUCCAGGAUCGGUUCCGGUGGUCCGGGGCGAGAGACCCGGAGGAUUUCGUUAAGCUGCUGGAAAGGGUUAAGCAGACGAGCUCUUGA
Cordyceps fumosorosea ARSEF 2679 is the source of this 669-nucleotide messenger RNA. RefSeq names its product Thioredoxin-like fold protein. Gene Ontology annotation, molecular function: oxidoreductase activity. NCBI's taxonomy places the organism in Eukaryota, Fungi, Ascomycota, Sordariomycetes, Hypocreales, Cordycipitaceae. Bases 1 to 669 code for a protein of 222 amino acids. The record is from RefSeq and is a predicted model, not a curated record. The transcript has a single exon.